UUUCCUCGUACUCCAAUUUAUCCUCUUUUCCUCAAUCAAAAUCACAAUAAUUCCCGAAUCCCUAAAUUUUGGCGAUUGGAAAACCCUAAUUCGCCGGUGUUGCAAUGUCAAACAACGUGCCUUCGUCGUCGUCGUCAUCUACUUCAUCGUCGUCGUCGUCGCAAUACACUUACUCUAACGGCACAUACUUCCCGACGCCGUUUCAUCUCCAACAACAACAACAGCAACAACCCUACAUAGGCGCUGCUCCUCCGCCGCCCGUGCAGCAACUUUCUGCUCCUUACGUUUAUCCUGCGCCGGCUCCUAUUCCCGGUGUUUACACUUUGCCUCAAUUUCAACAAGCUCAGCAGUUAUUCCAAAGAGAUGCGCAAACAAUCACACUUGAAGCACUUGAAACUGUGAAAGCUGCACUUGCGAGCAGCGAAAUUGAGCACAAAGCUGAGGCCAAGAAGAAAGCUAUACCUCGUAAGGCAGCUGGACUCAGUUGGGAAGAUCCUACUCUUGCAGAGUGGCCAGAGAAUGAUUGUCGCCUAUUCUGUGGUGAUCUUGGGAAUGAGGUGAAUGAUGAUGUCCUAUCAAAAGCCUUUUCAAGGUUUCCAACCUUUAAUAUGGCUAAGGUUGUGAGAGACAAGCGGACUGGUAAGACCAAGGGAUUUGGAUUUGUGAGUUUUUCCAAUCCAUUAGACCUUGCUGCGGCACUUAAAGGAAUGAAUGGGAAGUAUGUUGGAAACCGGCCGAUUAAACUCAGCAAGAGCAAGUGGCAAGAGAGGACUGACACUGAAGCUCUGGAAAGUCGCAAGAACCAAUCACAUAAGAAACCAAAGACAGCAAAGAAGGGUAUAUUUCACAAGUGAGCACCAAUCAUGAUAAUGGCUCAAGCAGCAAGAUACUCGAGAUGUAUUUUAAAUGUGUUUUAAUCAACUUCUUCACCAUCGCUGCUGUUUGCGAAAGCAGGGAUGGACGACAAUCCCAGGAUACAGUUAGAUUUCAACCUCUGCUCAGUUGCUGGUUAAUGUCCUCUGCAAUUUGUUAUUCACAUUGCUAUAUCCAUCAGUUGCUGGUUGAUGUAUUUCUUUCUCCUUUUAAGAGCAGUAAGAUAGUUGUGGAUAAUAAAUUCUUUUAGUAACCAUAUGUUUGAAAGAUUGCGGCCAUUUUGAGACAACUUUCAUCCAUGUGAAAUCUACCUUAUUAUUUUUUGACACAAAUGAAUCUAUCAUAUUGUCACACCUGACUAGUGGAUUGGUUUGUGUUGAACGUAGUUAAACCUUUUAA
Messenger RNA from Nicotiana tabacum (common tobacco), 1272 nucleotides. RefSeq lists its product as uncharacterized. Gene Ontology annotation, molecular function: mRNA binding. Lineage: Eukaryota; Viridiplantae; Streptophyta; Magnoliopsida; Solanales; Solanaceae. The record is from RefSeq and is a predicted model, not a curated record.